UGUCACGAUAAAUUUGUCCGAUUGAUCGACUGCUUUUCCCAGGAGAGCUGCACGAGCCAGUUGUACCAGUCGGCCCACUUCUCGCUCCAGCUGCCCUAUACCGUUUUUGGGCUGGGCCAGUCGCCAAACUUUGUGGACGUACUGACCGUGGCCUUCCCGAACAAUGCCAGCACCAAGCAUCCCAGCGUGCACCACCAGUGGACCCAGAUCAUCCCCAACUCGCAAAUGGUGAUCAUCCCGCACCCACCGGACCAGCCGUCCCAGUGGAUUAACAAGCUCUUCGUCACGCCCGGACGACAGGUGCUGCUGACAUUCAUUGCCCUGGCAGGAACGUGCGUCUUCAUCUCACUCAUCAUUGCGGCCUUCCACUGGUUGGAGAAACGUGAAGACCGCAGAGUCAAGCUGCAAGAAGCACAUCAGUUCCACUUUGAUGCCAUGUAGAAGAACCUUUGUGUUACCGUACCGGGCAGGUCAAGACAAGAACUACAAUGGGAACUGUGGACUUGGCUAACCGCUGAACUGAGUCCUGCGGCAUUGCUUUGCAAACACAGAACGUAUAUGUUCAUUCUACACCAUAAUUCAUUAUUUGAAUGGCUGCUGCUUCAAAGCAAAUUUGUGAUUUGGCUAACGACUUGCGAGCAACGCGGACGCCCUUGCCGGGAAGUCACCUGUGGCCAUUGACCCAAUUAUGAACUCUGCUUGCGGUACCUACAAGGACUUGAUUGCCGAGAAGCCACGCUGCAGCCAUUGAUUCAGUUGGUAAUUUGAAUUCCUGAUACAACUGGGAACUUUAUAGUCAGCUAAUGGCUUUCUGCCCAAGUAAUGCCAUAAGGACUUCUGCCGUGUAUCUGAUAAGCCAACGGUUUCUUGCCUGGCUAAUGACGUCGUGCCUUACUACUGUUACGCUUUGUGGAUUGGGAGAUUAUCGGUAGGGCUAAUGUAAAGUGUUAAGACCAAAGUGUAUUUAUUUGUUUUGUGAACUUUUUCACCAUCGUCUUUGCCGUGGUUUGUUACCUUUUUUGAAUACCGUAUGGUGGCAACACUGGUUCCUGCUUGUUUGGGCAGAUAAAGAAUGCAUGGCGAUUGGUUUGUUUUCUUUUAGUGCCCCUCUUUUGAGUGUGUUUUUGUUUGGUACACUUUCAGUGUGCAUGAUGUACAAUUGUACAAAGAGAAAGUAUAAAUGCAGAGCUGUUGUCGAAA
This is a messenger RNA of Ixodes scapularis (black-legged tick), 1200 nucleotides long. RefSeq names its product T-cell immunomodulatory protein. The transcript has 2 exons. Gene Ontology annotation, cellular component: plasma membrane. The record is from RefSeq and is a predicted model, not a curated record. NCBI's taxonomy places the organism in Eukaryota, Metazoa, Arthropoda, Arachnida, Ixodida, Ixodidae. The annotation marks the transcript as partial.